This is a messenger RNA of Lingula anatina, 1575 nucleotides long. Its product is annotated as methyltransferase-like protein 27. The record is from RefSeq and is a predicted model, not a curated record. NCBI's taxonomy places the organism in Eukaryota, Metazoa, Brachiopoda, Lingulata, Lingulida, Lingulidae.
AUUAUCCCUUUAAUCAUAAUGUUAUAUUGCAUCUACAUAAUUGAAAAAACUAUUGUGCAGUCUCAAUGCUCUUAAAGGAAAACUGAGUUAAUGUAGGCCUACACUUUAAAUAUUUCACUGCCUAUUCAGGUGACGAUAUCCUGUGCUUAUACGGCUAAUAUACAAGCUCGAUUUCACCGAAAACGGACAAUAUAAAGAUAUUUCUUGUAAAAGAUUUAAAUAAAGCCCCACAUACUGUGGUAAGUCAUGUGACUUUCUUGUUGACAAUUUGUGUGACCUGCGCUUACCUGGGUCCCGUAACUCGAAAGCAUCGCGUAUUGCGAAUAGCGAUAUCACAGAGAGGCUACAAUGUAUUAUAUGGGACGAGCUUUCAAGUUACGGGAGCCCAGGUCGCAGACAAGAUGACGACAGAACUGUCUCGUCGGACUGAAGAGUACUGCAAAAGAGUUCUAGACAAAAACGCCUCAAACCAAGAUAUUGUGGAGGCCUACAACGACUGGGCUCAGAUAUACGACGAUUCUGUGAAGUCGCUGAAUUACGAAUGUCCGUCCGUAGCGGCUGAAGAGAUGAAGAAACUUUUUCAAGAAAAGCAAGACGCCCUCAUUUUAGACGCUGCAGCAGGGACUGGCUUAGUGGGUUCAGAGUUGAAGAAAUGUGGGUUUCACAACCUCGAUGCCUUGGACGCCAGCGAAGAAAUGUUGGAAAUAGCGAAGAAAAAGAAAUUGUACAAAAAUGUCGUCUGCGAUUUUUUAGGCCCAAACCGCCUUGACAUACCAGACGAUACCUACGACGCUGUCGUAAUAGUUGGAAGUUUUAAUCCAGGUCACGUGAACGGAAGUUGCUUGGCUGAACUGAUACGCAUCGUUAAGUCAGAUGGCUACAUCGUGAUCGUCAUGAGAAAGGAAUUGUUGGACGAGAAAUUUGGACGAGAUCUUCUGGAAAUAAUGGAUGGCCACGUCAGUGCAGGACGCUGGGCAGUGGUUUCCAGGCAUCCAGCUCCUCGCUACUCCUCUCUUAACAAAGGGAUGGUGUUUGUACAUCGCGUUCAAUGAACUUUUAAAUGAACAUUCAGGCACCUAUGUGUUACUGCGUGAUAGCAACGUGUAUCUUGGGUUGCUAAUGCGAUGGUGGAUUUAAUUUUAUGAUUUUAUGAUUGGCUCAUGCGAUGAGUAAGUGCAACACACAGUUUGUCUAACUGAAAAAAUUAAUAUCAUGUUUUACCUAAAUUUAUCUUUUGUUUUAAAGUUAUGUCAACCACCUCGUUGAAAUAAUUCGCAAUUCCUGUGAAAUUCACGCCUUAGUUUAGAAACAAAAAUCAACCCCAACUAAAUGAAUAAAUACCACAAUACCACACUAUCCUGCCGUUACAAAAAUAUAACAAUUACUUUAGUAAUUUUUAACGAAUUUGAUAAUAUAUGUACGCAAUAAUGACCAUACUUGCGGUAUAAUAAAAGUGCGAAACAAAAACUUUGUCGAUGAGCGUAAAAAUUAAAACCGGUGUAACGUGACAGAGAGUCCUCCUUAACAGAGAGUCCGCAUCCCACUCAUUUCUACAGAUGAACUUCGCCCUAGAUU